Coprinopsis cinerea okayama7#130 is the source of this 1398-nucleotide messenger RNA. RefSeq lists its product as hypothetical. NCBI's taxonomy places the organism in Eukaryota, Fungi, Basidiomycota, Agaricomycetes, Agaricales, Psathyrellaceae. The record is from RefSeq and is a predicted model, not a curated record. The transcript is spliced from 8 exons. Bases 1 to 1398 code for a protein of 465 amino acids.
AUGUCUUUCAAAUGCCCAGCAAAAUUCUGCAAGUUCAGCGGUACAAAAACCGGACUCACCCACCAUCUCCGAUCGUGCACCAGGCUCAAAGCACCAGGCUCAAAAAAUCUCCACUCGUUUCAGGAGAGGACAGCGGAGAAGCGGGCACAGAAGCGCAAGGAAAUUGAAGCACAGGGUCUCCUAGGAGAUGAUCAUCACAAUCCUGGUCCAUCGAGUGCAGUGACUGGGCCCAUUCCGGAAGUCCCUGAGCACCCUGAGGAGCCCUACAGGGAUCCUACACCCCCACAACCACCAUCGCCCUCACCUCCCAUCACUGACUGGCGUGAUCAGCCAGGACCGCGACGGUCAACCCGACGACAACGUAUUCCUCAACCUGUCGUGGAUGUGUUGCCACCUCCCACCAGCCUGGUUACACUUUCCGGCGUACAGAACAACCCUCUGAGUCAGGCACCAUCUCCCUCAGCGCCUGAAUCAUCGCAGACCACAGAAGGGCUGUGCUCCCCAACUCCCGAACCUCAGUUUUACGAGACUGAACCUGACGAGUUUGGGCUGUACCGUCACUGUCGGUUCUCGCCCUAUGAUAAGGUCAUCCCAAUGCCUGCCGAUUUUGACCUAGCGUCGCUUCUCCGCAAUUCGUGCCUUCAAGAAGACAGGCAGAACAAGCCCAGCAACCUUUUCCGCAAACAGGGAGUCUUGAACGUCAAAUCUGGGGGACAAGAGCGUGCGGAUGCCUCGUGGAUCGACGACGUUCACAUGGAAGGCGACACGGUUGAAUGGGAUUCCGAAGGGAGCAGGAAAGCCAGCAGCAACGGAAAGCGCAAGAUUGACCUUGAAACUGGCGCAAGCCCUUUGCCAAAGGGUUCCUCCAUCUCAAAACGGCGAAGGGUUGGGUCGGCUCCAAACGCCGCAAGGCAAUCUCUUCGUGCGGCGCCCUCUCAGCCAUUCAACCCCCCCGCAAUCUCGCCAAGGGCAAAAUACAACACUAGGUGCCGUCGACAGAGGGAAAAGAAGCUGCGGGAGGAUUGGGAUGCAGCCGUGCUCGACGUACCGUUGGGCGAGAGCGGUCUGUCAGGGCUACCAGCAACUUCAACUGGAUACGAAGCGCUGUCACAGGAGGCCACCAAAGCUGAGAGGCUCGAACUCGAUGCUCUCCUGGCUAAGGGCUACAGAUUGCAGAAGUGGAAUGGUCGGGACACUCUUGCGUUUGCAGAUGAAGACGCCCAGCGGGGCAACGGUAACGCACUGCCUCACAAUUUCAACCUCACCACUCGUCGAGGGGAGCUCGUACGCCAGCUGCUAGAAGAUCCGAAAACGUCAUCAGACUUGCAAACUUUGCCGAUAGAUCUUUCAAACUCUACGCCCCUAGAACCUAUCAACACUACCAAGAAAAUAGCCUGA